Hyposmocoma kahamanoa is the source of this 2414-nucleotide messenger RNA. Its product is annotated as nucleosome assembly protein 1-like 1. Lineage: Eukaryota; Metazoa; Arthropoda; Insecta; Lepidoptera; Cosmopterigidae. Gene Ontology annotation, cellular component: chromatin; nucleus. The record is from RefSeq and is a predicted model, not a curated record. The transcript has 9 exons. The coding region runs from base 24 to 1226 and encodes 400 amino acids. Gene Ontology annotation, biological process: nucleosome assembly. Gene Ontology annotation, molecular function: chromatin binding; histone binding.
UUUGUCGGCAGUGAGAUAACAAGAUGGGCACUGUGGAGCGCGCUGGUGACGCUACGUCAGAGGUGGAGUCCGGGGAAGAGGAAGAAAUCGUGGGGGGUGGCGAAUUGGCCCAGCACCUGAUGAAAAGCGGCAUCACCCGCAACGAGAUGCUGGCCGCUAUCACUUCCCGACUUCACGCCGAGGCCAUGGCGUCCCUCCCUCCGAACGUGCGCCGGCGCGUCCGCGCGCUCCGCUCACUGCAAAAAGAGUUCGUUGACAUCGAGGCCAAGUUCUACAGCGAGGUCCAUGCGCUCGAGUGCAAGUACGAGAAGCUUUACAAACCGCUGUUCGAAAAGCGUGCUCAAGUAGUUAACGGUUUAUACGAGCCUACUGAUGAGGAAUGUCUGAACCCGUGGCGCGAUGAGAACGAAGACGAAGAGCUGGCGAGGGCUGUACAAAGCGCAGCUAUCACUGAAGGGGAGAAGAAAGAGGGAGAAGAAACUAAAGCUGUUGAGUCUCCCCCAAUGAACCCGAAUGUGAAGGGCAUUCCCGACUUCUGGUACACGAUAUUCAAGAACGUAUCUAUGUUGUGUGAAAUGAUGCAAGAACACGACGAGCCCAUUCUUAAGUGCUUGCAGGACAUCAAAGUACACAUGCAUGAGGAUCCGAUCGGGUUCACACUGGAAUUCCACUUCUUGCCAAAUGACUACUUCACCAACACAGUGCUCACUAAGGAGUAUUCCAUGAAGUGCAAGCCUGAUGACGAGAACCCACUCGAGUUCGAGGGGCCCGAAAUCUAUUCUUGCAAGGGCUGCGAAAUCAACUGGAAGAAGGGCAAGAACGUAACAGUGAAAACAAUAAAAAAGAAGCAAAAGCACAAGUCGCGCGGCUCCGUGCGCACCGUCACCAAGUCGGUGCAGGCCGACUCGUUCUUCAACUUCUUUUCGCCUCCCGCCAUGCCCGAAGACCCCAACUCCACUCUCGCUUCGGAUAUUCAGGCGUUACUCACAGCGGACUUCGAAAUCGGGCACUACAUUCGCGAGCGUGUCGUUUCGCGUGCCGUGCUGCUGUACACCGGCGAGGGUCUGGACGACGAUGACGACGACGACUACGAGGAGGAAGAGGAGGAGGAGGAAGAGUGCUCGACAGAAGAAAGUGAAGACGAGGAACCGCCACCAAGGAGACGAGGGAAGAAACCAAACAAGAGUUCAGCAGCGGAAAACCCAGCGGAAUGCAAGCAACAAUAGCACAUACUCUACUGAAUAUAAGGCUUAAAACUCAAGGUCUGAUUGGCACCGAAAAACGCAUAUAACAUUUUGCACAUAUUUGGUCAUAUAUUUGGUGCUCUCAUAAAAUAGACCUUUUACAAUACGCGAAGUUAAGGAAACCUUGUGUACUAGAUAUUCAUGAUCAUACAAAUACGCGAUAAGUUGUAAUUGUUGUUGUCAUAAAGCACAUCGUGAUAAUCUAGUGCGCGUGGACCCUAAAGCGAGACUGCGCUAUAGUAUUAAGGUGUUGAAAACCUAUGGCUCUAUAAAAUAAUAUUUUUAGGAUAUAUUUAUCAAGAAAUACCCGAGUUUUUACGGCCGCUUGAAAAUUUAUAAAACCGAUAUUCCCUACAUUCCUUUUUUAAGUUUCGUAGAGCAUAGAUAUCCGCCUUAACUUAUCAGCUAUUUGUAAUAAUGAUUGUCCAUUUAAUGUGUUGUUUGUUAUAUGACCAGUGGUGCUCAGAGUGUGAUUGUUGAAUCGUUCGUUGUUAAGAACACACCCGAGUGGCUAACACUCGAUUGCACAAAGGUCAAUUAACUUCAAUGUUUCAUAAAGUAACACGUUCUUAGGGAACUUACAAAUUCUAAUCCCGGAAAUGUAAUCACAAAAAGAAUUAUGGAUGUCAGAAGUGAUGAUCGCGGGACUAUAUUACUAACAUCAUAAACAAUAACUUUCUAUGACUUUUACAAAACAUAAAUAAUUUAUAAAAAAUGAACCUUAUCCGUUUUUGUUGUACUAUCUGACACUGUAGAUCUACACCUCCUCUCCUGCGUUUUGCAUCGGAUUGGGUACUUGGUACUUGGUGUAACGGGCUGGUGUCCGCAACUCGACGACAAGGCGUAUCGGAUUGGAUAUUAGCGCUUUCUUUCGUUACCACAGCGUUAUCAUCCUUUGGAGCUUUAUAUUUAAAUAUAUUUUUAUUUUUGUCCCACUGCUGGGCAAAGGUCUCCCCUAAACUCCUCCAUUACUCCGUCUUUGGCGAUCUCACACCAGUCCUCUCAAACCCAUCAAGAUCGUCCCGCCAAUGCCUUCUCGGCCGUCCACGUUGUCUCUUUCCAUCCUCGGGCACCCAACUAGUGACGACGUUCGUCCACUUUUCGGGUAUGCGGCUAACAUGGCCCGCCCAAUCCUAUUUGAGCCUGGCUGUUUUGUAUGAAAGUAAAGUG